Syngnathus acus (greater pipefish) is the source of this 2134-nucleotide messenger RNA. RefSeq names its product lectin, mannose-binding 2 (gene lman2). NCBI's taxonomy places the organism in Eukaryota, Metazoa, Chordata, Actinopteri, Syngnathiformes, Syngnathidae. The transcript has 8 exons. Gene Ontology annotation, molecular function: D-mannose binding. Gene Ontology annotation, cellular component: endoplasmic reticulum membrane; Golgi membrane; endoplasmic reticulum-Golgi intermediate compartment. Bases 253 to 1287 code for a protein of 344 amino acids. The record is from RefSeq and is a predicted model, not a curated record. Gene Ontology annotation, biological process: endoplasmic reticulum organization; endoplasmic reticulum to Golgi vesicle-mediated transport; Golgi organization.
ACAUUCUUUCUAGCAAAACACUGGUUCCAUCUCAAGUGGACACUAGUCUUGAAUCUUGAAAUUUGAAAAUCAAGUAGAUGGUUGGGUAAAUACGAGCAUAAAAUAAAAAUAAAAUGUCAUCUCUUUGAUCGAAAAGAUACGAGAGGACUUUUCGCUUAUUGGUAGUUUCUUUCCGGAAGAGAAUAGCGGACGUACCAGCUUCUUCACAGAGUUUGCAAUUCCCGUAUUUGAAGAGUAUUAUUCUUACUUUUUAUGUUAGUUUUGUGGUGCAACAUGGCAAGUUUUCGGACCAUUGCGGGCUGUGUGUGUCUCCUUCUCGCGUUCGUGUUAAAGGCAGUGUGCGGCGACAUUACGGAUGGCAACGCAGAGCACCUUAAACGAGAACACUCGUUGAUGAAACCUUACCAAGGCGUGGGCAGCAGCCCGUCCAGCCAGUGGGACUUCUCAGGGAGCACGUUGGUGACCAGCUCCUAUGUGCGACUCACUCCAGAUGAGAGAAGCAGACAGGGAUCCAUCUGGAAUACUGUCCCGUGUUACUUGAAAGACUGGGAGAUGCACGUCCACUUUAAAAUCCAUGGACUGGGCAAGAAGAGUCUCCAUGGUGACGGCAUCGCUUUCUGGUACACGAAAGACAGACUGCAUGCAGGCUCGGUGUUUGGUAACCAGGAUCAGUUUGUAGGCCUGUCCAUCUUUCUGGACACCUUCCGCAACGACCUGCAAGGCAUGGACCGUUCCUUCCCGUACAUUUCGGCCAUGGUGAACAAUGGCUCGGUGAGCUACGAUCAUGGCAAAGACGGACGCUCGUCAGAGCUGGGGGGCUGCUCGGCCGAGAUCCGAAAUCGAGAGUUUGACACCUACCUUGCUAUUCGCUACUCCAAAGGGAGACUCACUGCGAUGGUGGACGUGGAUGACAAGAACGAGUGGAAGGAAUGCAUCGACAUCGGAGGCGUUCGUCUUCCCACGGGAUAUUUCUUUGGCGCCUCAGCGGCCACUGGAGAUCUUUCUGACAACCAUGACAUAAUCUCAAUGAAGCUGUACCAACUGAUGGUAGAGCAUACUCCUGAGGAGGAGAACCUGGACUGGACCAAGAUCGAGCCAAGCGUCAGCCUGCUUAAGUCGCCCAAAGACAAUAUUGACGACCCGACGGGGAACUUCCGUGGCACGCCAUUGACAGGCUGGAAGGUGUUCUUGAUACUACUGUGUGCACUGCUGGGCAUCGUGGUGUGUGGCGUGGUGGGUGCCGUGGUCUUCCAGAAGCGGCAGGAGCGAAACAAGAGGUUCUACUAAGAGAAAGAGGCCUCGGGAGGAGCAGAGGAACAGCCACUGGGUGGAGGAAGAACUUGUGGUGAACUAUUGAAGCACAGGUUAAUGUGAAUCUUUUUUUUUUUUUGUCAAAAGAAUGUACAGCUAUGGAAGCACUGCUCUCUUUUUUUUUUUUUUUGAGUUGGGGCUGUUUUACUGCUUGUUUAAAUGGCAACCUGGUUACCAUGGAAACAGCACAACCAUUGGCGCUGUCAUUUUUUAUUUUGUUGUUGAAACUCAUAGGUCUUCUCAAACUCGUAUAUCCUCAAAUUCAGCCAUUUACCUUUGAUGUUGACCGUGAGCCAAAUCAACUGUUUUUCCAUAUCAUGUGAUCAGGUGGAGUAAACGGCUUUUAAUUGUCCACCAGGACAUAAACCACUUUAAAAUGUGUGUAGAAAUGCUCUGACCGCCUUCUAAAAUGCCUCAUAAACAUGGAUGUUGUUAAAGCUAAACAAAAUUAAUUGCCUUGCUUUGAGCCAAAUUGGCCGUCAUUCCAUUGCUUUAAUUGUUCAAAUUGGGUAAGGCGUCACAAGGAUUAUGAUUGAUGUCUUCCACCUUAAAUGCUUGGGUUUAACAAGCGAUAAAUAGUCUGCACAUUUUCCCAAAUUCUUCCAAUUGACUCACAAGUGACCGAUUUUGACUCUGUUAAAAUGGCAGAAGAAGAAAUGAGCAUUUCUAUCAAAGUGUAAACAUGUUUAGCAAACAUGUUUAAAUGUAAUGUCUGGUAGGAAAGAAAUGACCUGUUUGUGUUACUAAAUUGAAUUGUGUGGCUGUGUACUGUAUGUUUGGUUACUGAAUGUGAGAAAUAAAAUAUUUGACAGCAGCAUCUAUA